UGUACCUGAAAGAGAGUUAAAUCAGAAGGCAGUUGGGGGAAGAUCAUUUCCUCCUUGGGUUACCUAGCAAGAAGAUCUAAAAUGAAAGCCUUCGCUCACGUCUCUCUUCUCACCCUCCUUUUUGUAACUUCAGCCAUCAGCCAAAGUUCGAUAACUCCCACUACCACUCCCACCACCACUCCCAUCACCACAACUCCCACCACCACUGCCACCACCCCAACUCCCACCACCACUCCCACCACCACUCCCAUCACCACACCUCCCACCACCAUUACCAUCACCACUCCCAUCACCACAACUCCCACCACCACUCCCACCACCCCAACUCCCACCACCACUCCCACCACCACUCCCAUCACCACACCUCCCACCACCAUUACCAUCACCACAACUCCCACCACCACUCCCACCACCACUCCCAUCACCACACCUCCCACCACCAUUACCAUCACCACAACUCCCACCACCACUCCCACCACCACUCCCAUCACCACAACUCCCACCACCACUCCCACCACCACUCCCAUCACCACAACUCCCACCACCACUGCCACCACCCCAACUCCCACCACCACUACCGCCACCCCAACUCCCACCACCACUCCCACCACCACUCCCACCACCACUACCACCACCCCAACUCCCACCACCACUACCAUCACCAAAACUCCCAACACCACUGCCACCACCCCAACUCCCACCACCACUCCCAACACCACUGCCACCACCCCAACUCCCACCACCACUACCAUCACCACAACUUCCACCAUCACUGCCAGCACUGCCGCUCCCGCCGCCACUACCACCACCAGCAGUGUCAUUUCACCAGGUCUUUGCAAAGAAGAUUCCUGUGGCAGUGGCAGUGGUGCUUCGUGUGUGGGUCUGAAUAACUCAUACUUUUGCCUGUGUAUUGAUGGGUAUUACUAUAAUUCUUCCAAAUGCAAUAAAGGAAAGGUUUUCCCUGGAACAAUUAAAGUAAAGGUAUCAGAAACAACUGGCUUGGAAAAUGAAAAGUCGCCGGCCUAUGAAAAGUUAUACAUGCAAAUUAGAAAAUUUUUUGCAGAUGCAUUUAAAAAUCCUGACUAUGGACAGACUGUGAUUCACAAAGUAAGAACAUCUGCUCCAGCAAGAUCUGAAAUGCGUGCUGGUGACAAGCUGGUUGCUGUAACAGUAGUAAACCUUUUUGCAGAAACUUCAGAAGAAAAUGAGACGACCGUAUCUAACGCAAUUAAUAAAGCAGUUGCAAGCAACCCUAAUACCUUUUCAGACUAUACUAAGCAAAAUCGGUGUGAGUUCUAUGGGUGUGUAAAUGAGCAAGACAACUGCAGGGAUAUCUUACAGUGCAAGUGCAAACCGGGGCUGUCAAGACCCAACCCACAGACGGCUCUGUGUCUUGCUUUGGGUCCAAAGUGUCCUGAUACCUGCAAAGCAGAGCACAACAUGCAGUGCCUGGUGCAGAGCAAUGGGAGCCUUGACUGCGUGUGCCUGCCGGGCUACCAGAGGGAGCCCAAGGGGAGCUGCCAAGCGUGUGCAUUUGGCUACAGUGGAGUCAACUGUGAAGACUCAUUUCAGCUGAUUCUCACUAUCGUGGGCACCAUUGCUGGCAUCCUCAUUCUUGGCAUGGUGAUUGCACUUAUCUUCCUGAGAUCGAAGACAAAGGGUAUUGAAGAACAGAACCUGAUUGAGAACGACUAUCAUAGUGUGAGAAUGUCGACAACAGGCUUCAGCAAUCUCGGAGCAGAAGGGAGCCUCUUUCCUAAAGUCCAAGCCACCUUCCCCAAGGACAGCCUCAUGCAGAACCCCUAUGUACAGAGAAGCAUGCCCCGCCCCGACUACUAGGGCGGUAAAAAAAUUGGAACCAUCGAUGGCCCUUAACUCAGUGUCUGAGCUUUUACUUUGACGAAGAGACUAAUGCAGCAGUGAAGACCUGGCCUGGUAUUGUUCUUCCAUCUGACAUCCAGCCCCUCUGAGUGGAAGCUGGGGAUGUCUGCAAUGAUGAUAGCUUGUUUGCUAUUUAAGUCCCUAUGAAAUUAAAUGCACUCAGAUGCUAUUAGCACUUGUAAGACAGUUGAUUUUCUCCAAGCUGUACAAUGGUUAGGGUUUUGUUGUUUGGUAUGUUUUGUUUUUUCUCUCCCUGAUGGGCAACAAUAACCAUUGCCAAUCUAGAGGAAAGUUCCCAAGAUUGUUUACUCCUGGGGAAAUGCUGCUCUUGGGUUGAUAGCCUGCAGAUCAGUGACCCACUUCUGGGAGAUGCUCACACAUCAGCUGUGGAGGUGCUGGCAAAGGAAGAGAUACCACCUUUUAAGGUUCUUCUGGCCCUCAGCUGUAGGGAUUGCAUUGCUCUUGAAUUGCCGGAGCUUGUGACAUGGCCUCACCCCAAGAAGACAGAAAAAAGACAUGUCUCAGAUGUUUUGGAGGAGUGAUGGAAUGCAGGACCUUUUUGUGAAUUAGAAGGCGUGGACCAGCAGUGUCCAUGGCGGGGUGCAUUUCAGAGUUUUUGAAAUGCCAGUAGGUGAGAGAGGCAGGGAGAAAAGCCAUGACCAGGAGCAGGAGGAACAGAGGCAGAAGGAAGCUGGACUGGGAGAUGAGUGAGGACAAGGUGCAGGAGUCACCUUCAUCCUCAGAGAGCAAAUGGGCACUUCCUCUAAUGCAGCCCCUACCCAAGGCCCAGAGCCUAGGGAAAGGAGUGAAGACAAAAAUCCCAGGAGCAAGAGCUUGAAGUCACUUUGAAAUGGCAGACCUCCUGUCUGGCUGAGGGUGGGACAGGGAGCUUGUGCUCUGGGUCCAGAUGUCCAGCCUGGUGAUGCGGGUUCCACAGGCACCUCAUGAGGCCUCCGCCUCCCCUGGCGACAGAGGCCGCGCUGUGGCCCCCACACACCCGAGAAGCCACACCCAGCACGGGCUUUCUUUAAUGUCAAGAGUGUCCUUAUUUAUGUCUAAUGUCUGGUCCCCUUGCAAGUUACUUGUAUUUGUUGUUACUAUUGUUUGUUGUCGACUGUUCAUGUGAAAGGUAACAAAUAAAGCGUCUUUGGUA
Messenger RNA from Myotis daubentonii (Daubenton's bat), 3034 nucleotides. It is a transcript of the gene MUC13, whose product is annotated as mucin 13, cell surface associated. The transcript has 12 exons. Bases 82 to 1839 code for a protein of 585 amino acids. The record is from RefSeq and is a predicted model, not a curated record. Lineage: Eukaryota; Metazoa; Chordata; Mammalia; Chiroptera; Vespertilionidae.